CUGUAGCUGUCUGAUCUUCUGCAAAGGAGAAGAAGAAAAAGCAGCAGAAAGCGGAGGAGGAAGAAGAGGGGGAAAUUCGCGUGUCCACCGCGCGCUGUGUCCGCAGCCCUCCCGGCCUGUGGAGCAUCUGCCCCGCCGCAUCCCGCAGAGAUUUUCAUGGACACAAGAUACCACAAGAUACCUACAAGAUACCAGGACUUCUAGAGAUGGACUUGGGCAGGAGGAACCUCCAACUCAGCACACUCACACAGUGUUUUCCCCCAAAACCAGGAUUUGUCAUUCCUAAGGCUUGGCUGAAUGGAGGAGGAGGCUGCAAGGAAGAGGAAGAUGCUCCAGGACAGCCAGGCAGGCUAUGAGCUAAAGACAGAGAUCAAGGAAGAGAAAUCCCCCUGGCAGAACAUUGCGGAAGAGGCCAUUUUGAGCACCUCCACAGCGCAGGAAGCCAAUGGGGAAGAGAAGCCCCAGAGAUCCCACACCAGGAGGGACUGCAAACCCAGCCCAGGGUGCUCCAAGGAGGACAGAGACCCCCUGUGCCAGGAAGGCGGCCAGAGCUUCAGCUGGAGCUCAGAGCUGGUGAAGAAUACUCAGGUGGGGGACAAGUCCCACAAAUGCUUGGAAUGUGGGAAGAGCUUCAGCCGGAGCUUCCACCUCCUCCGCCACCAGAUGAUCCACACAGGGGAACGUCCCUAUGAAUGCCUGGAAUGUGGGAAGAGCUUCGGCCGGAGCUCCUGUCUGAUCCGCCAUCAGGUAAUUCACACAGGGGAACGGCCCUACCAGUGCAAGGAAUGUGGGAAAAGCUUCAAUGACCGCUCCAACCUCCUCACCCACCAGCGCCUGCACUCCAAGGAACGGCCCUUUGAGUGUGGGGAGUGUGGGAAGAGCUUCAGCACCAGAUCUGACCUGAUCCAGCACCAGAAGAUCCACAGUGGAGAACGGCCCUACGAGUGUUCUGAGUGUGGGAAGAGAUUUCGGACCAGCUCCCAUCUCCUCCUGCAUCAGCGGAUUCACACGGAUGAGCGGCCCUUCCGCUGCCCCGACUGCAGGAAGGGCUUCAAACGUAACUCCCAUCUCACCCUGCACCGGCGCAUCCACACCAGGGAGAGGCCCUACGAGUGUGGGGAGUGUGGGAAGAGCUUCUCCAGCAGCUCUGGCUUGACCCAGCACCAACGGUCACACCAGUAAGGGAAGCCCUGCUGUGGAGGCCCAGGAGCCCACCAUUGGAGCUGUAAUACCUCAGCCCUGGAAGGCCAAAGGUGACAAGGGUCAGAGAGAGACUCCCUCUGAAUACAGUGGUCUCACCCAUGGGCAUUUCCAGGCUCGUGUUAAUGCUACAGGCUUUAUUGAUAUCACUCAGUUUAACUGCCCUUUGUUCCUUAUAGGUACUCCCCCUAGAAUGUUCUCCCCUCUCUUGUCCCCUGUUGGUCCCGGUUUACUGUGAUGCUCUGCCCCUGUUACUUCACUGGUUCCUCAGUUGGCUGCCCCUGCUCUGCAACACUUGUGCUCAGUUCCCAUUGGCCCUUGACCCUCGGAUCUGCCUCUUUUCCCCCCCUAUAUAAAACUCUGUCCUCAGCUGUCUGUCCCUAGACCCUCUUCAUUGCAAUAAACCAGGUUUGGAGGUCCACACAAAGACCUGUCUCUAGCCUUGUUCAUCAGCAGUUUAAGCAAGCCUGCUCUGGGCUCUGGGAGUGCAGGUUGUUCACAGAGGCUCAUUGUGGAUGCCCCACAACACCCUGUGAGUGCCCUGACUGUGGGAAGAGCUUCAUCUGCUGCUCCAACUUCAUCACCCAUCACAGGACCCACACUGGAUGAUUCACAGUGACCCUCACUGGGCUGAAACCUGGUGAUCCAUGUUCCAGGUGGCCCGUAUACUGGGUUUGUGUGGCCAGGUUUUGGAAGUAGGGGGCUACAGGGGUGGCUUUUGUGAGAAGCUGCCAGAAAUUUCCCAAUGUCCAGCAAAGCCAGCUUCUGGGUGGACUCACAAUUCACCAACACCAAGCCCCCAGUGACACCGCAGGGAUAAUGGAUUCAAGAAGGAAAAAGUUCUUGUGCAGGUGGAAUUGAGUGCAGAGAAGAGCAGAGUGGGAACACGUGAAAGGAAACAGCUCUGCAGACACCCAGGGCUGUGCAGGAGGGGCAGGAGCUGCUCCAGGUGCCAGAGCUGAGAUUCUCCUGCAGCCCCUGGAGGAGCCUAUGCUGGAAGAGGGGGAUGCCCGAAAAGAAGGAUGAGCCCGUGGGAAGCCCAUGCUGGAGCAGCCUCCAUGCAGGGCCCUGUGGAUCCCUGGGCAGAGGAGCCCACACUGGAGCAGCUUUGCUGGAAGGACCUGAGGCCCUGUGGGGACCCAUGCUGGGGCAGGGUAAGGACUCCCAACUUCUGUCCCUAAACAGCAGGAGGAGGAACGAGCUGACCGUGACACCCAUUCCCAUCUCCCUGUGCUGUUGGAGGGAAGAGGGAGAGCUCAGGAAAUGAGGAAGGCUGGGGGAAGGGUUUUAAGUUUUAUUUUCCUUGUCAUUAUCCUGCUCUGAUUUGGUUGGUAAUAAAUUGAGGUCCUAUCCCCAG
Serinus canaria (Common canary) is the source of this 2557-nucleotide messenger RNA. RefSeq names its product zinc finger protein 239-like. The coding region runs from base 298 to 1182 and encodes 294 amino acids. The record is from RefSeq and is a predicted model, not a curated record. Gene Ontology annotation, molecular function: DNA-binding transcription factor activity; RNA polymerase II cis-regulatory region sequence-specific DNA binding. NCBI's taxonomy places the organism in Eukaryota, Metazoa, Chordata, Aves, Passeriformes, Fringillidae. The transcript has 3 exons. Gene Ontology annotation, biological process: regulation of transcription by RNA polymerase II.